Molecule: messenger RNA, 9426 nt
Organism: Symbiodinium sp. CCMP2592
Lineage: Eukaryota; Dinophyceae; Suessiales; Symbiodiniaceae
Source: the annotation of a GenBank genome assembly
AUGAUCGUGCGCUGGCUCUUGAUUUCUGCCAUCCUCUCAUGUCUCCCGUCGGCAGAACGCGUUGCGGAGCAGCUCUUUCUGCACGAAGUCGACAGCUUCCUGACUCGCCGUCACGGUGCUAGGGAGUCCGAGCAGGAGAAGCAGAGCAAAGCAUCGCUUGUCGCUCAUGGGAUACAGGAGACGGCGGAUGGAGCCCGAACAGAUGUAAAGGUUGGCCUUCCAAAGUGUUCCGACGGCCUCCUGCACCUCGACGGACGCUACGAGGUGAAGGAGGAGGUCUUCGUGCAGGGGCCCUCAUGCCGAGUGACAGGGAGCGCAGAGCUGGUGCUCUCCGCGCCGGUGCGCUUCCAGGGCAGCGCCGUCUUCGCAGGGCAGCUGAGCGUAAAGGCCGUCGACGCCCUGAGCAGCCCCUGCGUCGCCGUGAAGGGCAACCUCACCUUGGAGCGCAAUGCACGCCUCAGUCUGGCGGGCUGCAAGAAUCAGAAUCAGAAAGGCCAAGGAGGUUGUCUCCGCGUGGACAGCGCCGCCGAACUUCGUGGCCAUUUGCUUCUACGUGGUUGCGAAGUGGGGCCUGAUCAUCACGGUGAGGGAGGCGGCAUCCAUGUCGGAGGUUCCAUGCGACAUUGGGAUACGACCAUCAUCGACGCAGCGGGAUGCCGUGCGGGUUUCGGAGGUGCCAUCUGGGCCGCGGAGAUGGUCUUCUCCGGUGGCAACCUGAGCAUCACGCAGUCGAAGGCUCAACACGAUGGAGGUGCCAUUUGGGUGGGGGAAAUGCUGAUGUCCGGUGGCGACCUGAGCAUCGUGGACUCCAAGACUGUCGAAGAGAAUGGAGGUGCCAUCUGGGUGGUGCAGAUGAUCAUGUCCGGUGGCAACCUGACCAUCCAAGAUUCUGAGGCUGUUCGAAAGGAUGGAGGUGGGAUCUUCGUGGCGGAUCGCAUGGUGGCCUCCGGCGGUAACCUGACAAUACAGGACUCUUUGGCUUGUGAGAACGGAGGUGCUAUCCACGCUCCGAAGGUGAACGUAUCUGGUGGAGUCGUGACCAUCAUCGAGUCUCGUCUUAAAUGUGGAGACCAGGCGUCCAGCGCCGGAGGCUGCGUCUAUGCGGCUCAGAGCUUCGCGCAGUCCGGGGGCGUCGUUCGCCUCCAGGGCUGCGAAGCCAGCAGAGGAGGUGGUAUCUUCUCGCAGAACAUCACGAUUGGGGAGAUCGCCACGCUGAGCAUCAGCGACUCCAAGGCAGAAAAAGGUGGCGGCAUCUUCGCAACUUGGAUCACCAACAAGGCGGAGCAGCUCUACGUGUCCAGAAGCAGAGCUGAGAUUUUCGGUGGCUGCUUCUACGUGGCCGGAGUGGGUAGGUUUGCUGGGACGCUCCUGUUGACGGAGUGUGAAGCCGAUGCGACGGGCGGUGGCAUUUACGCACAAAUCGAGCUCGUGGCGCAGGAAAUUCGCUGCAGCCGCUGCAAAGCCCCGACUUCAGGGUGCCUAGAGCUCGCUUACGGCCAUGCAAGGCUCGGCAACGUGACAGUUGCCACCGGUUCGAGGCUUCAGUCAGCGUCUUCAGUUCUUGGUUCCCGGGCCAAUGCGAGCAUCACCGUUGGCGCAGUCGACUGCCGCGAUGCACCCGGCUGCACGCUGUCUGUCGAGCACCUGAAUCUUACGCGGCUCCUGUGUCCGCAAGGGGAGAGCCGACAACCGCUGGCAGACGGCGGCGAGGAGUGCAAGGAAUGCCCGGCAGACGAGAUCCGCCUCCUAGCGCCGGAGGAGGAUGCGCGGUGCACCGCAUGUCCCAACAUGGGCAACCUCACCAUUGACUGCACGCCAACUGAGCUGAAGCUCCCGCCCGGAUACAUGGUGGACUUCGAUCAUACUGUGGCCAACGAUCUCUCCGGCUGGUACCGGUGCCCCAACGAGAUGGCCUGCCGCGGCGGACACUUCAAUGCCAGCAGCAUCCCUGGCGAGCCGGUGCAGGAGCUGGUUCCGAUGUGCGAAGAGGGCUACCGCGGUCCCGGGUGCACGAGCUGCAUUGAAGGCUACGCACGUGCAGAUGCGGACAUUCUGCGGUGCAUCCGCUGCGCCACUUGGACCGGCGCACCCAAGAAGGUGGUGUGGUACGUCGGCUUCUUCCUCUUGAAGAACCUGGCCCUCUUCGCCUCGGCGGUGGUGAGUGUGGAGGGCAGCAAGGGCCAGAGAGCCACCAGUGCCACGCUGCUGAACCAGGCGAUGUCCUUUGCGGCCGUAGCCGGCGUCACCAUGUCGGGCGCCAUGCAGACCGCCACCUUCAAGAACGAUCUCGACAAUGCAGCACAGGUGGCCCUGCAAAUGCUGGCUCUACCGGCAUCCGUCGCACAGGGGCAAGGCUCCCGCGAUGCCGGCAGCAUGUCCGGACAGUGCCUGCUGCAGCUGCUUCACACGGACAGCGGCAUCCACUACGUGCACGCAUUGAUGUCCCUGUGGCCAGCCAUGCUUGUGGCAGGCCUUGCCGUGAUGAAGGGCGGCUGGCUCGCAGCCGUGGUUGGAAGCAACGUCUUCUUGCCAGCCUUCAUCGCCGGAUUCGGAAAGUACCUCGUGUAUUUUCGGCUGCGGCCUGAAUCUGACGAGGACCAGGCCCUCAGCGCGCUGCACUUGGACUUCCUUCCCCCCGGACCGCAGAUGACUUCCCACGUUCUGCUGCGGAUCGCGGCAGUGCUGAGCGCCAUCGUUGGUUUCUCGGCGCUGAGCGUGUGCAGCUGGAUCUACGCCGUCAGAACCCGAUCGCCGAAGGAGCCACGGCCUCAUGUGGCCUAUCUGAUGCAGGCUUAUCGUCCAGAGUGUGCCAUUUGGGAGGUCGAGCGGCUGCUGCGUAAGGUGCUCCUUGCGAUGAUCGCCGCCCUGCUGCCGGUCACCCUGGCUCCGGCCCUCCAGAUGGAAGCCGUGACCUUGGUGCUCAUCGCAUCCCUGGUGGCGCAUCUGUACUUUUGGCCCUACAAGGAAGAUGCUUGGAACCGAGCAGAGAUCGGGCUGCUGAUCGUGAGCCUCACCAUCACCGGGCUGACCACCUGCAUCAUCGCCAUCGACCGGCAUUGGGCGAAGUCUACCUGGCUGCAGCGAGCUCUGGUCUUCCUUAUCUGCUCCAUUGCCGGAGACACCUGGUUAAUAUGCGGCAGCUUCACCGAAGCUGAGGGAAUCUGCAUCGUCAUGCUGCUCGCCUUCUCCCUGGCCUACGUGGAGGAGCGGCGCCAGAGGGCCGAGGCAAAGAAAGCGGAGCGGCUCUUGAGCGAGCCCCUCGGCCACGGCCACAUGGCCGUGCGCUGGCUCUUGAGCACCGCCAUCUCCUUUCAUCUCCUGUCGGCGGAACGCCUCGCCGAACAGCAGCUGCUGGUGGAGGAAGCCGAUAGCUUCCUGACUCGACGUCAUGCUGCCACGGAGCCUGAGCAGCAGGAGACGGGCAAUGGGACUCGAACGGAUGUCAAGGUUCUCCCAAAGUGUUCGGACGGACUCCUGCACCUCGACGGACGCUACGAGGUGCAAAAGGGUGAGGCGGUCCUCCUGGAAGGGCCCUCGUGCCGGGUGACCGGGAGAGCCGAGCUACUCCUCGCAGAGCCCUUGCACUUUUUGGGCAGCGCCGUCUUUGCAGGGCAGCUGAGCGUAAGGGGCGGCAAUAUGAGGGGCGCCUGCAUCUCCGUCAAUGGCGACCUCACCUUGGAACCAGAAGCGCGCCUCAGCAUUGAGCGCUGCAAAAGCUUCGACUCACUUCAUGGAGGUGGCAUCCACGUGGUCGGCGAUGCCGAACUUCUGGGCGGGCAAUUGUUUCUUCGAAACUGCGAAGUGCAUACAGGUCAUUCUGGAGUUGGGGGUGGCAUGAACGUCCAAGGUGCGAUGCGAAGUCGGAAUGCGACAAUCGAUGCUGCAGGAUGUUUUUCGACAAACCGAGGCGGCAGCAUCGGGGCAGGGAACAUGACUGUCUCCGGUGGCAGCGUGAUCAUCAAAGAGUCUGUAUCUUUGGAUGGAGGAGCCAUCUCUGUUUUGGACACCAUGGCCAUGAACGGUGGUAACCUCUUUAUGGUGGAUGUGGCAGCACAAGAUCGUGGAGGCGCCAUACAAGCAAGAGCCAUGAUUGUCUCCGGUGGCAACGUGGUCAUCAAGAAGUCUGAGGCUGGGGUGGAGAUUGAAGGUGAAUCGGGCCGUGGAGGUGGCAUCCACGCUGCCACUUUCAAGCAGUCCGGCGGCGCCGUUAGCCUUCAGGGCUGCAAAGCCACGCGACAAGGAGGUGGCAUUUUCUCGACGAACAUCACGAUUGAGGAGUCGGCCACGCUGAGCAUCCGCGACUCCACGGCAAGUCGAGGUGGAGGCAUCUUCGCAAACUGGGUCACCAACAAGGCCAAGCAGCUGAAUGUAUCCAACUGCUCAGCCGAGCAUCGCGGUGGCUGCUUCUACCUCGAAGGCGGGGGCGAGUUCGCUGCCCCGCUGCUUUUGCGGGAUUGUGAGGCCGGUGGUAUGGGCGGGGCCAUUUUCGCUCAGGGGAUGCUCGUGACACAGCAGAUCCACUGCAGCCGCUGCACGGCUCCCAUAGCUGGAUACCUCCACUUCGACCAUGGCCGGGCAAGAAUGGGAGAUGUAAUGCUAGACGGCGGCUCAAGACUCCUUUCAGCGUCUCCCAUUGCUGCCGCCGGAGCUAAUGCAAACGUCACGCUUGGCAGAGUGGACUGCCGCGAAGUGCCCGGCUGCACGCUGGCUGUCGAGCAUCUGAAUCUUGCAAGUCUCCUGUGUCAGCGAGGGGAGAGCCGUCAACUCCUGGCAGACGGCACGGGCGAGGAGUGCCGUGCAUGUCCAGCAGGUGAGAUUCGCCUCGUCACGCCGGAGGAGGAUGCGCGGUGCACCUCAUGCCCCAAAAUUGGCAACCUCACUAUUGCCUGCACAGCCACGGAGCUGCAGCUGCCGCCCGGCUACAUGGUGGACUUCGAUCGCACCUCGGCUACCGAUCUCUCCGGCUGGUACCGGUGCCCCAACGAGAUGGCCUGCCGUGGUGGCCACUUCAAUGCCAGCAGCGUCCCUGGCGAGCCGGCACAGGAGCUGGCUCCAAUGUGCGAAGAGGGCUACCGUGGCCCUGGGUGCACGAGCUGCACUGAAGGCUACGCACGUGCAGAUGCGGACAUUCUGCGGUGCAUCCGCUGCGCCACUUGGACCAGCGCACCCAAGAAGGUGGUGUGGUAUGUCGGCUUCUUCCUUUUGAAGAACUUGGCCCUCUUCGCCUCGGCGGUGAUGAGUGUGGACGAGGGCAGCAAGGGCCAGAGAGCCACCAGUGCGACGCUGCUGAACCAGGCGAUGUCCUUCGCGGCCGUGGCCGGUAUCACCAUGUCCGGCGCCAUGCAGACGAGCACCUUCAAGAACGAUCUCAGCAGUGCAGCGCAGGUGGCCCUGCAAAUGCUUUCCCUGCCGGCAUCAGCCGCCCAAGGGCAAGGCUCCGACGCCGGCAGCGGUGACAUGUCGGGGCAGUGCUUGCUUCAGCUACUUACCAUGGACAGCAGCAUCCACUACGUCCACGCGUUAAUGUCCCUCUGGCCUGCGCUGCUUGUGGCAUGCCUUGCCGUGAUGAAGGGCGGCUGGCUCGCAGCUGUGGUUGGAAGCAACGUCUUCCUGCCGGCCUUCAUCGCCGGAUUCGGAAAGUACCUCGUGGCUUUCCGGCUGCGGCCCGAAUCUGAAGAGGACCGAGCCCUUGGGGCGCUGCACUUGGACUUCCUGCCCCCUGGACCGCAGAUGACGUCCCACGUUCCGCUGCGGGUCGCCGCAGUGCUCGGCGCCAUCCUCGGUUUCUCGGCGCUGAGCGUGUGCAGCUGGAUCUACGCCGUUUUAACCCGAUCGCCGGAGGAGCCGAGGCCGCACGUGGCCUACCUAAUGCAGGCAUACCGGCCCGAGUGCGCCAUUUGGGAGGUGGAGCGGCUGAUGCGCAAGGUGCUCUUGGCCUUAAUUGCUGCCAUCCUGCCUGUCACCUUGUCUCCUGCCCUUCAGAUGGAAGCGGUGACUUUGGUGCUCAUCACAUCCCUGGUAGCGCAUCUCUACUUCUGGCCCUACCAGGCAGCUGCCUGGAACCGGGCAGAGAUCGGGCUGCUGAUCGUGGGCGUCACGAUCACCGGGCUGACCACCUGCCUCAUCGCCAACGACCUGCACUGGGCGAAGUCGACGUUGACUCAGCGCGCCCUGGUGUUCCUGAUCUGCUCCGUUGCCGGAGGAAUCUGCAUCUUCAUGCUGCUCGCCUUCUCCGUGGCUUACAUGGAGGAACGGCGCCAAAGGACCGAAGCCCAGAAGGCGGAGGAAGCGUGCCUCGCAGACCAGCUGGAUCCCGACAGCUUCCUGACUCGCCGUCACAGUGCCAAGCAGGAGGCAGGGCCCGCAGCCUAUGGAGCUCAGGAGACGUCGGAUGGGACCCCAACGGAUGUCAAGGUCCUCCUCCCAAAGUGUUCCGACGGUGUCCUGCACCUCGACGGACGCUACGAGGUGGGGAAGGAGGCGGUCGUGCUCGUGGAGGAGCCCUCAUGCAGGGUAACAGGAAGUGCCGAGCUGCUCCUCUCGGCGCCCCUGCGCUUCCAGGGAAACGCGAUCUUCGGAGGGCGGCUGAGCGUUCGGGCCGCCGGUGACGGUCAGAUGAACGGCGCAUGCAUCGCCGUAGAACGCAACCUCACCUUGGAGCCCAACGCACACCUGAGCCUGGCGGGCUGCAAGAACCAGGCUACGAAGGGGAACGAACUCUACGGAGGCUGCCUGCGCGUGGGCGGCGAUGCCGAACUUCUUGGUGGCGAGUUGCUUCUUCGUCAAUGCAGAGCACCUGCUACUACCUUUGCCUGGGGAGGCGGCAUGCACGUGGGAGGUGCGCUGCAAAACUGGAAUGCGACCAUCGAUGCAGCAGGAUGUGGCGCGCGCUAUGGAGGCGCAAUCUCGGCACAGAAGCAAGUGGCCAUCUCCGGUGGCAAUGUGAUCAUCAAGCAGUGUCAGGCUGAUGCACAAGGAGGCGCCAUCUAUGCAAGAAUCUUGACAGUCUCCGGUGGCAGCCUUACCAUCGAUAAUUCUUCGGUUCGGAAGGAUGGAGGCGCGAUUCGUGCAGUUCGCAUGGACAUCUCCGGGGGUAACCUGACCAUCACGGCGGCCUGGGCUGACGAGAAUGGAGGCUGCAUCUCGACCAGCGAUUUCAAGCAGUCCAGGGGCGACGUGAACCUUCAGGGCUGCAAAGCCAGGCGCGAAGGAGGUGGCAUUUUCUCGACGAACAUCACGAUUGAGGAGUCGGCCACACUGAGCAUCCGCGACUCCGCGGCAGAACGAGGUGGAGGCUUCUUCGCAAGAAACUGGGUCACCAACAAGGCCAAGCAGCUGAAUGUGUCCAACUGCGCGGCCGAGAGUCACGGCGGCUGCUUCCACCUGGGCACCGGCGAGUUCGCUGCCCCGCUGCUUUUGAGGAAGUGCAAGGCCAGAGGCGCGGGCGGCGCCAUCUAUGCCGAAGGGAGGCUCGUGGCGGAGCAGAUCCGCUGCAGCCACUGCAAUGCGCCGACUUCGGGCUGCUUUCACGUCGAAUCUGGCCGGGCAAAGGUUGGCAACCUGGCACUUGACAGCGGCUCGAGACUCCUCUCGGCAUCUUCUCUUGUUGGUGCUGGAGCCAACGCCGGCGUGACACUUGGCAGAGUCGACUGCCAGGAAGCGCCUGGCUGCACACUGGCUGUCGAGCAGCUUCGGCUGGCACAGCUCCUGUGUCGGCGAGGGGAGAGCCGUCGUUCCCUGGCAGAGGGCGAGGGCCAGGAGUGCAAGGAGUGUCCAGCAGGUGAGAUCCGCCUCGUCACGACGGACCAGGAUGCGCGUUGUACCUCAUGCCCCGAGAUGGGAGAUGUCACCAUCACUUGCACAUCAACGGAGCUGAAGCUGCCGCCCGGCUACAUGGUGGACUUCGAUCGCACCUUGGCCAACGAUCUCUCCGGCUGGUACCGCUGCCCCAACGAGAUGGCCUGCCGCGGCGGGCACUUCAAUGCCAGCGCCAUCCCUGACGAGCCGGCACAGGAGCUGCUUCCCAUGUGCGAAGAAGGCUAUCGUGGACCCGGGUGCACGAGCUGCAUUGAAGGCUACACACGUGCAGAUGCGGACAUUCUGCGGUGCAUCCGCUGCGCCACCUGGACCACUGCACCCAAGAAGGUGGUCUGGUAUGUCGGCUUCUUCCUCUUGAAGAACCUGGCCCUCUUCGCCUCCGCGGUGGUGAGUGUGGAGGGCAGCAAGGGCCAGAGAGCCACCAGUGCCACGCUGCUGAACCAGGCGAUGUCCUUUGCGGCCGUAGCCGGCGUCACCAUGUCCGGUGCCAUACAGACAGGCACCUUCAGGAACGAUCUCGACAACGCAGCGCAGGUUGCCCUGCAAAUGCUGGCACUGCCGGCAUCUGUCGCUCAAGGGCAAGGCUUCUUCAGCGACGCCAGCAGCUUCAGCAUGUCGGGGCAGUGCUUGCUUCAGCUACUUACCAUGGACAGCAGCAUCCACUACGUCCACGUGCUGAUGUCCCUCUGGCCUGCGCUGCUUGUGGCAGGCCUUGCCGUGAUGAAGGGCGGCUGGCUCGCAGCUGUGGUUGGAAGCAACGUCUUCCUGCCGGCCUUCAUCGCCGGAUUCGGCAAGUACCUCGUGGCUUUCCGGCUGCGGCCCGAAUCUGAAGAGGACCGAGCCCUUGGGGCGCUGCACUUGGACUUCCUGCCCCCUGGACCGCAGAUGACGUCCCACGUUCCGCUGCGGGUCGCCGCAGUGCUCGGCGCCAUCCUCGGUUUCUCGGCGCUGAGCGUGUGCAGCUGGAUCUACGCCGUGAGAACUCGAUCGCCAGAGGCGCCACGGCCGCAUGUGGCUUAUCUGAUCCAAGCAUACCGGACGGAGUGCGCCAUCUGGGAGGUGGAGCGGCUGAUGCGCAAGGUUCUCCUGGCCCUGGUUGCCGCCACCUUGCCAGUCACCUUGUCUCCUGCAGCCUCCUCCUUCAGAACCCAAGGCCCUUCAGAUGGAAGCCGUGACUUUGGUUCUCAUCGCAUCACUGGUGGCGCACCUCUACUUCCGGCCUUACCAGGAAGACGCUUGGAAUCAAGCAGAGAUCGGGCUGCUGAUCGUGAGCCUCACGAUCACCGGCCUGACUACUUGCCUCAUCGCCAACGACCUGCACUGGGCGAAGUCGACGUUGACUCAGCGCGCCCUGGUCUUCUUGAUCUGCUCCAUUGCAGGAGGAAUCUGCAUCGUCAUGCUGCUCGCCUUCUCCCUGGCCUACGUGGAGGAGCGGCGCCAGAGGGCCGAGGCAAAGAAAGCGGAGGAAGCGUGAGCCGCAACAGGCCAGCCACUAGCACUGUGCAGCGAUUCGCACAACGAAGAGAGGCGAAGGUGAACGGAGGCCGGGCUGGUGCUUUGACGAGGGAGCGCAAGCAUGCCUUUGAACCACGGUGGGGCAGUGCGUGA